AUGCCAAACCCGAUCAAGGACAUCCGGGUGGUUGAUGAGACAAGCUUCCCAUACAUUUUUGAGAAGGAUGUAACAAUCAAUCUGCCAAUUAACCAAGGUCUUAUUCGGUGCAAUAUUUACCGCCCGAAGACAGACGCCCCAGUUCCAGUACUUGUGACCUACGGACCGUACGGAAAGGAUAUUCACUAUGGAGAUUUUCAUGCAAAGUCGUACUCUGAAGUGAACCCAGAGCACAAGUCUGCACAUUCGGCAUGGGAGACACCCGAUCCUGGCUUUUGGACCAACCAUGGCUACGCCGUAGUUCGUGCAGAUGAGCGCGGGUUGGGCCAAUCACCAGGUCUCCUUGAUACCAUGUCCCGUGGCACCAGCGAGGCAUUCUUCAAUGUUGUUGAAUGGGCUGCUGAGCAAAAGUGGUCUAGUGGAAAGGUUGGCCUGCUGGGAAUCAGUUACUAUGCUGGUAGCCAAUGGAGGGUCGCUGCCCGGAAACCCAAAGGGCUGGCUGCCAUAAUCCCAUGGGAAGGCAUGUCCGACUACUACAGAGACAGAUGUAGGCAUGGAGGCAUCCAUUCCAACGGGUUUAUUAAAUUUUGGUGGAACCGGCAGGUCAUUACCAACCAGUACGGGCGGCCUGGCAGGAAUGCGAGUAACUGGGGCCCUGACACGAUCGAGGGGGAUCUUCCAGAGGACGAGCUCUUGGCCAACAGAAAUGACCAAACCGUCGAUAACCAAGUGCAUCGAUUUCGGGAUGAAGCAUACUACGCAUCGAAAGAGUAUUACAUGGGAGACGUCGAAGUUCCUCUACUGUCAGUAGGAAACUGGGGUGGAAUUCUGCUUCACCUACGGGGCAACAUCGAGGGCUUCACACAGGCAGGCUCCAAGUUCAAAUACUUGAGAUUGAUCACAGGGCGUCACGACCUUCCAUUCUACUACUCUGAGGAAGUAGAAGUACAGCGUAGCUUCCUUGACGCUUUUCUAAAGGGCGAUGACCGAGUUGGUUGGUCACAAGAGGGCAAGGUGCCCCAAGUCAGUCUCGUCCUUCGGAAAGGCGAUGUCGGCUUCAACGAUGCCGAGAAGGAGAAGGCUUAUCCGAGGCGAGAAGAGAGUGAAUGGCCCAUUGGACGUACGCAGUACACAAAAUUCUUUCUCACACCUGACCAAGGCCUGUCAACAGAACCCCCAACCGCCGUUGGCGCAUUGGGUUACAAGGCGCUCGGCACUAUAAAGGAACCACAGCUUAUUCAAUUCACCACUGAUCCAUUCAAAGUGGAAACUGAGAUCACAGGACAUAUAAUAGCGCAUCUCAAUGUUUCUGUAAUGCCAGACCCGGACGGCCCAACUCCGAGUGACAUUGAUCUCUUCGUCACUCUCCGACACAUCUCCCCUGAAGGAAAGGAGGUAUUCUAUACUGGAACAGCUGGCGACCCAGUUCCGCUGACAAAAGGUUGGCUGAGAGUCUCACUCAGAAAAGUGAACAAAGAGCAUCCCAAGCACCGGGACUGGCUUCCACACCGCGACUACACGAGUGCAGAUGUCUUGCCUGUCAUCCAGGGAGAGGUUUAUGCGGUAGAUGUCGAGAUUUGGCCCACGAAUGUGGUUGUUGAAAAGGGUGGCAAGCUUGUUUUCGAGGUUUCUUCAGGUGACACCCAGGGGUCCGGAAUUUUCAUCCAUGAUGAUCCUAUUGAUCGGUCCCCAGAGAAAUUUCAAGGAACAAACCGUAUCCAUUUCAGUCCUCAAUUUGAGAACUUUGUGACGCUGCCUAUUAUCCCACCUAAAUACAUAUAG
This is a messenger RNA of Clonostachys rhizophaga, 1782 nucleotides long. The record is from the annotation of a GenBank genome assembly. NCBI's taxonomy places the organism in Eukaryota, Fungi, Ascomycota, Sordariomycetes, Hypocreales, Bionectriaceae.